AGUUACAUUUAAAUUUUGGCUAGCUUACUCACGGCUUAUAGUUGGAGAACGGAGUGCUUGGAGACAAAAGAGAUUGACCCCUGUCCGAGUCUAGAUACGCGUGUUUUGUGACACAUAUUGCGUUACAUUAUUUCAGUAUGUUUAGUUUGUUUUUGACAUUGGGCAAGGCAGCAUAAUGGUGGUUAAUGCGGCGCAGGUGAUACGAUAAUGGCUAAACUGAAAACUUAAGGAGAAAACUUUGAAAAGGAGUUGGAGUCUUCCCAGACAUUCUCCGUUAAUACUGUAAAAACGAAAGCCACCAUGGCAUCCACUGCUUCGGUUUUAAUGUGGGCAUUUGCUGUUAGUUUAUGCUUCGACGUGUCCAUGUGUUACUUUUCCAUACCGAUGAAAGUAUACACAGGGAAGUUCGGUGUCUCGUCGGAUGUGAAUUUGACUGCUCUUCUGCAAGUAUCGUCAUCGUCUAAUGGGAACGGGCUGUCUCUGGCCUCUGAUCCGACCGGUACAGUGAGCUUUCUCGACAUGGCAAACAACUUGUAUGGGGACUCUGGGAGAGGCUAUUACAUAGAAAUGUCAAUCGGAACCCCUGGUCAAAAGUUGAACAUCCUGGUGGAUACAGGCAGCAGUAACUUUGCUGUGGCUGCGGCACCACACCCAUUCAUUACUCAUUACUUCAACACUGCGCUAUCCAGUACCUAUCAGUCAUCUGGCAGCACUGUGGAUGCCAAGUACACCCAGGGCAACUGGGAAGGUGAACUGGGUACAGAUCAUGUCUCUAUCCCCAAAGGCCCAAAUGGAACUGUCAUCACCAACAUAGUUGCCAUCCUGUUUUCUGACGGCUUCUUCCUUUCUGGGAUCAACUGGCAGGGCAUCCUGGGACUGGCCUAUCCCAUGUUGGCACAGCCUGACUCAACUGUGGAGCCCUUCUUCAACUCUGCGGUGCAGCAGCUGGGAAUUCCUGAUAUCUUCUCCCUCCAGAUGUGUGGUGCUGGGUUAUUAGCCAGCAGCACAAUUGACCCCCCGGGUGGCAGUCUUGUCAUGGGAGGGAUUGAACCAGCUUUGUAUCAGGGGUCAAUAUGGUACACCCCAAUAGUAGAGGAGUGGUACUACCAAGUGGAGGUUUUGAAGCUCGAGGUAGGGGACCAGAAUCUGCAACUGGACUGCAGCGAGUAUAACAAGGAUAAAGCUAUAGUUGACAGUGGGACGACGCUGCUGCGACUUCCUGUCAACGUCUUCAAUGCAUUGAUAGAAGCCUUCACACACAGCUUUGUGGAGCUUUCUUCAGACUUCUGGAGUGGCACCAAGCUUGCAUGCUGGUUUAAGGGAAAGACCCCCUGGAGGGUUUUCCCCAACCUGUCCAUCUAUCUAAGGGCCAUGAACAGCAGCCAGUCCUUCCGAAUCACCAUCCUGCCUCAGAUGUACAUCCAGUCAGUCAUGGACCCGGAUGGCACUGUGGACUGCUAUCGUUUUGGGGUGUCUUCAUCGGUUAAUGGCCUGGUGAUUGGAGCUACUGUCAUGGAAGGCUUCUAUGUGGUGUUCGACCGCGCACAGCGGAGACUGGGCUUUGCACUCAGCAACUGUGCAGUGAAGGAUGGAACAGCUCUGUCAGAGAUCGCAGGGCCCUUCUCAGCAGCAGAUGUGGCGACCAACUGCUCCAGCUCGCGCCUGAUGGUGCCUUUUCUGUGGAUCAUCUCCUACGUCCUGAUUGCGAUUUGCAUAGCGGUGCUCCUCAUUCUGCUACUCCUGCUACUCCUGCCCUGCCAUUGCAGAGGCCACGCUGGGGAGAUAACCGAUGAGUCAUCACUGGUCCGCCACCGUAUUAAGUGACUGAGAGGAAACGGACCGGCGAUCAGGGUGACCUGGCAGGCAGACAGCGAGCAGAGCUCAUCCACAGUGGAGGAGAAGGGGGUGAGGCUGGACUCUGAAUGCUUGACUGACACAUCAGCACAGCCCACAGAGGCAGAUACAGAUAGAUCAAGUACCUCUUAAAGUGGAAAUCCACCCUACAACACUUAUUAAAAACAGCUGCUGGUGAUGUAUUUACAGUUCCAAUUUCUUGCUUGGUUAUGUAUCUUUGUUCUCUGAUCACUGGUCAUGUCAUUUUAUAUGUAGACAGUGAUGCAGAGAAAGGCGUCCAGCAUACAAGAAGAUCAGGUGCAGUCACUUACUAUAGCAUUAAAAGUUGCUAUGUAACUGCUACAGGGCAGAUUUUAGUGAUGGACAUGACUUGCUGCUUCUCAACUGGAAGACUGAAAUGAAGUGCAGUUUCAGAGUCCACUCAAAUCCAGUUCAGGCUUUUCUUCUGUAGAGACGGUGAAAACAUCUUUUAAACAAAGGAUGUGACCAAGUGACACAAACACCAGGAUGAACCAGACACUAUGAAACACUUUAUCGCUAAAUAAUUCCCCAUUACACCAGCAAUGAUGUGUCUAAGGGUGGAGUUUCUUCCUCACAGACAAUCACAGGACCGAGACUGGAGUUAUUUAUUUCUAAGGCCAUACCACUUCAAAAAAAUGUGCCUUGAUAGUUAGUAAUUUUCUACCAACAGAUCUUUUCAGCCUAAUGCCAACUCUAUACAAGUGCCUUCUUCCAUUGUGAAAUUCAUCUUUAGUCUUCUGUGGAGUGUAAUGUCACUGUUGAAGUUGAGGGGAAAAGCUGUUCCAACAAACAAACACAUGUUUACAGCUGACACUAGCGACAGCUCCCCAUGUAGACGUCAUGACACAGGACAUAAAAGCUGCUCCUUCCCUGAGACUGUGCUGCACAAUC
This is a messenger RNA of Monopterus albus (swamp eel), 2766 nucleotides long. It is a transcript of the gene bace2, whose product is annotated as beta-secretase 2. The transcript is spliced from 9 exons. NCBI's taxonomy places the organism in Eukaryota, Metazoa, Chordata, Actinopteri, Synbranchiformes, Synbranchidae. Gene Ontology annotation, biological process: membrane protein ectodomain proteolysis; amyloid-beta metabolic process. The coding region runs from base 301 to 1824 and encodes 507 amino acids. Gene Ontology annotation, cellular component: plasma membrane; trans-Golgi network; endosome. The record is from RefSeq and is a predicted model, not a curated record. Gene Ontology annotation, molecular function: aspartic-type endopeptidase activity.